CUGCGUCAGUCGUUGCUGUCUUUAGCAUCGUCUCUGGUCCGGCAAGGAAGGGUUUUGGUUUAGUGGUACAGUAGGUAAGCGAGAGUGAAAAAAAAAAACAUAAGGGAUGGAUAACUCCGGGAAAGAGAAGGAAGCAAUGCAACUGAUGGCAGAAGCUGACAAAAAAGUGAAAUCCUCGCAUUCUUUCUUGGGCGGCUUAUUUGGGGGGAAUUCAAAGGUAGAAGAAGCCUGUGAAAUGUAUGCCAGAGCAGCAAACAUGUUAAAGAUGGCCAAAAACUGGAGUGCUGCAGGGAAUGCUUUUUGUCAAGCAGCUAAACUCCACAUGCAGCUUCAGAGCAAACAUGACGCUGCUGCCAGUUUUGUAGAUGCUGGAAAUGCCUACAAGAAAGCAGACCCACAAGAGGCUAUCACCUGUCUAAAUGCAGCCAUCGAUAUUUACACUGACAUGGGAAGAUUUACAAUUGCUGCUAAACACCAUAUCACAAUUGCUGAAAUCUAUGAAUCAGAACUGGUGGAUAUAGAAAAGGCAAUUGCUCAUUAUGAACAAGCAGCUGACUACUACAAGGGGGAAGAAUCAAACAGUUCUGCCAACAAAUGUCUUUUGAAAGUGGCCGGAUAUGCAGCUCAACUGGAACAGUACCAAAAGGCCAUAGAGAUUUAUGAGCAAGUUGCAACAGGCACCAUGGAUAAUCCAUUGUUGAAAUACAGUGCAAAAGAGUAUUUCUUUAAAGCCGCUCUCUGUCAUUUCAUUGUAGAUGAGCUAAAUGCAAAGCUUGCAGUUGAAAAAUAUGAAGAAAUGUUCCCCGCCUUCUCAGAUUCAAGGGAAUGUAAACUUUUAAAGAAAUUACUUGAAGCACAUGAGGAACAGAACAGUGAAGCCUACACUGAAGCAAUCAAAGAAUUUGACUCAAUAUCUCGUUUGGACCAGUGGCUUACUACAAUGCUUCUUCGUAUUAAGAAAUCUAUUCAAGGCGAUGCUGGAGACCUGAAGUAAAAUAUUAUAUAGUUGCACUGGCAUGCAGCCAAAUUGUUACAGUUCUGUUUUGUGCAAUGGCCUGUGACUGUAAUGGGUACCUGUAUAUUUAAUGCUUAUAGCUUGAUUAUGUUGCUUUUGAACACGAGUUUUGUAUUAUUUUAAAUAAGUUUUCUGUGUAAACUUAAAGGGAAUGUGUACAGUGCCCUGUAUGGUUAAUCCAAAGGUUACCACAGCUGAGCAGAACUCAGCUAAAAGACAUAAAUUAAAUAUAUUUUGCAUUCAUUUGAAAAGAUGACAUGUUUAAACAGACUGAUGUAUCUAUCUGCCUUUAUUUUAAUUUAUUACUGUAACUUGAAAUUGGCUCUUUUGGUCCAGCCCACCUCCACGUAAAUUAAAUAAAAUGCUGUGAACAAGAAAAUGUGAUAUUACUACUUGUAUUGCACUAUAUUAUAACUGUGUACACUGAAGCAGAUACAAAUAAAUUGUACUGUUCUAAGAGAGGGUAUUCCGAAUUAUUUAGAAAACCAUUGUCACUUUUUAUUAUUUUGUAAAGAUGUAACAAGGAACUAUUGCGUUUAUUAAAAGCGGAACAAAAUUUGCACGUACUGAAGUCACCUGAACAAAUUUCAUUGAAUGUGAUAACUGUUGUGGAAUUCAGAUCCCCUAUCUUGGUCACAAAAUGAAUGUCCUCCAUACUGUUUUACAGUCCAUUUUCUCCUUUAUUGAGGCAUUUAAAUAUCAAACAAGUAAUAGUUUGUAUGUUGCAGUAAUCAAAUAAGGAAUGGUGCACAUCCCCUUUAAGCUAUGGGUAACAAGAAAUGGUAACAUUCUAAUAUCUUUAAAGGCCAUCAAAAUUCUCAUUUUACCUCACUAACUUAUCUUUGUAUUGUUUUAUAUCACUGAGAAAUCAUCAUAGAUGUAUGCACCUGCACCAUAUUGAUGGGAUGCAGUUCAUUUUUUUAACCGAAGAGUGGUGCAUUUUAGUACCACAGAAAAGGCAUUUUAGUAAAUGGCUCUGAUGUUCUCUCCCCUGUCCUUCUCUAUCUCUCUCAUUCAUUUAUUUAUUUGCUUUGUGGCAGUAGUAAGAAUACAAAAUCUGCAUCCAGUAGUAAUUUAAUGUGUAGUGCAGUGGCAAACCGUUUUCAGGAAAGUAUUAUAUGCAUUUCUUUCCACAGUUUCGCAAUGUGUAAAGUAGCAAAACUGUUAGCUGUAGUUUAUGCAAAUGAUGCAUAUUUGAGCAGUCACAAUCAAAUGUAGUUUAUUUUUUAAUAAAUCAAACUCUAUUCCAAAUUAAAAAAAACUCAGUUCCUAAGCUGCACUGUAUUGGUUCAUCUUGUAGGAUAUCCAGUCAGUGUAUAAACUGUUCUUUUAUGAGAACAUUAUUAUUUCUGUUCUAGACAGCUGUAUUUGUAUAUUUUGGAUGUAUUAAUAUCCUUUUUACAUGUAUGAAAUCUGCCCGUGAAUUUGUACAGGUUAUUGACAAGAUUGCCUUAUAUUUAUUUAUUUUUUUAGUUUGUAUUAUUUGUUUAUUCCCUAAAGUAUAUCAAAGUAAUGACAUUUAAAAAGAAAUUACUCAGUUUAGACAUGUUUACUGUGGUGUCCUCUACCAUUUAUAUAUUCAUUAUUCUGGUAUAUUUCUCAUGUCAUGCAUAAUUUGCAGAACAUAUUUUUUCCAUACUUACAACAUUUCAGAAAAAAUAUAUAUAAAAACUUCUAAAGGAAGAAAUUGGAAGACAAAUCCUUUAGCUCAGUAGAACAAUUUUAAUUUUGACAUUGAAGUACACAGUUUUCAUCCCUACACCCUUUGUGGACACAGUGUGACACAGACUUAGAAAACUAAGCUUUAUAUUUGUGUAACACAGUACAUCUACGCAACAUUUCAUUUGCAUACUCUUAAAAAAUAUCAUUGUCUUUUUAGAGUAAUUUAUGGAAAUAAUUUGUGAAGGAUGUUUUGAUCUGGUCUGAAAAGGUUCAUCUUCAUCAGUGUUUGGAACAAGGCUAGCAAUGUUAGGCAGUUUGGCAUCUGAAACUUUCCCAGGCUAUUAGCCUGUCCUUUUUUCAUUUAAUGCUCUGUAAAACAACGUUUUCCCUAGAUCUCUUUUACCAUGCAUCGUGCUAAAGCAACAGAGAAAUUAAACUAGGCUACUUACAGAAAAUUCAUUAUUUUUUAUGGGAAAACAUUUGCGUUUUGUUUCUAAAUUUAUUAUUAUAUCUGCCAGUCAUUCUGGCCUCUUUGGCCACUCCUGUAAGAUCUUUGACCUAGAGUACCUCUUUGGAAUCAGCUUCCUCAACCUUGAGAGCUGAACCCAUAGUUAUUACAGACAAUUUGACAAAAAUUGAAGAUGACAAAAAAGUAUAAACUGACAACUUGAGAGAGUUAUUGCCUUAUUGAUGCUUCAAAAAUUUCUGUCAGUGUGUUAAUAAAAUCAUAGAAUGUACAAGGCAACUGGGCCCAAUAACCACUUGCACCUUGACCAUACUCACCCUUGGGCCUUGCUUUCUUUUUCAAGGAUAGGCUGGCCAGUCAUGCCAGUGGUAUAUUUGUGGAUAUCCAUCCAGUUGUCUGACUCCUUUUUGAAGGAAGAAAGUCUCACAUUGCUUAAUUCAGAGGGGAAGUUUGUUCCACGGAAGGGGUAAGCAUCGCAUAACAAACACCAUGUUUUGUGUAUUUGCUGAAGCAAGUUUCAGAUCCCUGGUUGUGGUUUUAGUGAGACUGAUUUGUGAAGAUAUGAGGUGGAGUAGUGGAUCCCUAGUGGCCUGAAAGGCUAGGCACAGAUUGCCCCCAACGAAUCUAUAGCACAGAGAAUAAAGUGACAGUGCUUCCAGCCUCUUCUGGCAGCUCUUGUCUCUUAAGCCUGUGAUAAUUUUUUUUUUUUUUUGUGGACCUCUGGGAGCUUUCCAGUUGCUUGAUAUGCCUGCUAAGAUGAAUCCUAAAAGGGGCAUUGUAUUUGAUAAUAGGUCUGUUCAAUGCAGACUGCAGAGGGGUAAGAACAACUUUGGAUUUAGAUGAAAUACCUUUUGCAAUCAACAGCAUCAGUUAAAAAAGAUAUCCUCACAUCUGUUGCAACAUGAUGGUCUAAACAAGGGAAUUAUCUACCCACGUUCCAAGUUCUGUCACCAUUUUCAUUAUGAAGCGGGGUGUUGUCUAUAGUGUAAGAUGAAUGAAGGGAUUGUUUACGAAAUGUGAUGAUAUUGUAGUUUAGCAUUUAGUUUUAAUUCAUUUUUGAGCAUCUCUUGUGAACAUGUGUGAGGUCCUGUUGGCACGCCUGUGUAUCGGGCGGAGGGGGGGGGCGGGACUUGAGGAUGACACCAAGUAUGCAGUCAUCCUCAAAGUUGGUUAGCCAGAGGUCCCUAUUUGUAAUUGGGAGAUCUGCGAAGUAUAUGCUAAGUAGUACAGAUCUCAGUACAGAUCCCUGAGGAACAGCACUGGUCACUUUCAUGUUUACUGAGGAUGCACCUACCGCCCUCAGUACAUGGGUUCUGUUCGUCAACCAAUUUACUGUUCACCUAAGCUGAUAAACAUUAGUUGUGGUCAAGCUUUUGUAUUUUCUGCCUCCAUGUACCCUAAACACAAUGUGCAUUGUUAAGAGUCUGUGUCCAGUUAUUUAUCCUAGUAUAUCAAGGAACUUCCACCCUCCAUCCUGUCCUGAAUGGAGUUGGCAGCUAUUUUCACAUCUAGAUAUUGCUGGAAAAUUAUAUUUUGUUUUCCUCCACCUUUCCAGUAUUUAGGGGAGGUAUUUGGGAAGUGUAUAAAUAAAUAGUUCUACUUUAUUUGUUACUUUCUGAUAGACCAAGCAAAAGAAUGGUUAUGGAGUUCAGCACUGUGAUCUCUAUGAUCUUGGUUAAAUUAUAUUAGUAGUGAUAAUUUUUUAGGAUUUCCUGACAUGUACCCGGAGUUUACAGGCUUGUAUGAGAAGUCAGCAGGUGUGUUUCCCUCUAUAUUUUUUCAGGAAAGAGGUAUUUUCCAUUUCUGUGACUCAACUUUUAAAAUAAGCUAAGUUCUUAUGUGGAGCUUUCAGAAGUUUGUUCAUUUCUCAUUUGCAUAUUCCAAUAACCUCCAUUCUGUAGGUAUUUUUUUUCCUUUAGGGAUAAGUUUUUUUGUUUUUUUUUUUAUAUUGGCUAGACCACCAUUUUACCUCCUGUUGCUACAUGGAAAUGUUGAGGGCAGAUUAAUAGUCCAUGUUUGGUACCUGCUGUCUUCUAUACUACUUAGAUUUGAUUGCAGGGUAUUACUGAGGCAAACCCCACCUCCAUUCUUCUCUUAUUUUUACCCUUUACAAGUAACUAGUCCCAGAUUUACUAUGCACGACCUGACUCUGAUUCUGCUGAAUUAUCCUUCAUACAAAUGUUUGCUUACAUUCUUGAAGAUCUUGCAAUGCCCAUUUGCCAUGUGAGCUUUAACAAACAACCCCCUUGAAAACAAGACCUCCACAUUUCAAGGUGAGAUCAGAAGACCGGCACCUUUCUGGAUGUUAAUGCUCAAAUUGACAGUAUCCUUCUCUGUGUACUAUAACAUGUAGUUGAAAUGUAAUUCCAGCCCAUAUUGUACUGUAACUGGAUUCCGACAGUGUCGGAUUCUCCUGAGUCACUAAGUCUCAGUAUCAGGACUGUCUGAAGGGCCUUAACCACACCAGUGCCCUUUUCUUAGAGCUUGUUUCCUUAUCUCGUCUGUAGUUCAUUCUGUGUAACCUCACCAGUGUUGAUAACCACUGUAUCUGGAACACUGACCAGGUACAAAUUCUGCUGUUAGCAGUACAUUUUAGUUUCUUUAUGAUAGUAUUUAUUUUCCUCCUUACUACUCAGUGGACAGUGAAAUACCUGUAGACCAGAGGGACAGUACACCCCCCCACCCUUUUUUUCCUUUGGUUCUACACAGUACAUGCUUCAGCCUUUGGACUGUUCUUUUGAGCCAUCAUAACCUUUUCUUUCCCUCUCUUCUUGUGGACAAAUAAGUCCCUACAGAUAUUACUCUCGCAUGGUUUUGUAUCUUUCUGUGCUGUCCUUUUCAACUUGAUCCUUUUUAUGGACAAAUUUUCCCCUUGUCUUUGAAAAUUUGCUUGAUUCUAGUUUUUCCCUUGCCUUUAAACAUUAUCUGUUGUAGUAAAGCCUCUUCUUGGAAUCAUACUGCCCUUGUCCUUGCUCGGUCAGGCCAGCCACUGCAUUUGCAGCUGAGUAAAUCACCCUUCUAACGACCCUUGGUUUUUGGUUCUUUUAUCAGUUUGAAGAUUCCAUUAUUUCUUUAUUUACAGAUUUUUGACAUUUUUCUUCAUUGGUCUUGGAAGUGACAAAUCUCUACUAUAUUUGUGCUUGAUUUGGGACAGUAUCCAUAGACUGACCUUCACUUGGUUCAACUUCUGUAUCAAAACUUGCAGAGGCACAGGUAUAUGUGUGUAUACCUCUUGCUUAGAAAUAUACUGGCUGCCAUGGAUAUAACCUUUAUUACCUUUAGUCCAGCACAGUAGACAAAGAGAAUAUUAGUAAAACUUUUCAAGUCCUUUAGAAUGUCCUGUUGAUUUUCUGUCCUUUAUCCUUCAAUCCAUUUUACCAUCCAGCUCCAAAUCAUGGAUUAAAAAUGAAUUUCAGGUAUUCCUUAAAGUUUCAGAAUGGCAGUUAAACCAUUAGAGGAGAUUCCUGAUGUCUUUUUGUUCUCCUCACUGGAGACUGAAUCUUGAACCCUAAACUAGCUGACAGUAGAAGUCUGGCUGUGCUAACUUAAUAUUAAGAUGCAUUUAUUUCUGGUGCUAUGAGUCAUUUUCCAAACUAACUCUAUCUGUCAGCCUGUGGGUUAGCAACAUUUUCUGAAGUGUAUUUAACCUUCAUAUCCAUAGUGUAAUGCAUGUUUCCAAAAUUAGAGCAAUAGUUUUGUUUGUUAUUGACAUAUGGCUGUCUUGGUUGCACUUCAGUUUUUAUUCAACUCAGUUUCAGUUGAUGUACUACAAGUGUUCAGUAGUCCAGUGUAUUUAGUCAGCCAGUCCAUCCCAUUACUUCUUUAUCUUGUCUGUUAGUGUUCCACACUCAUGCAACUAAUCUAAUAUAGAUCUGAUCUCUGACCGAAGGUCUCUCUGAUGUGUUAUAAUUAAGAACAUCAUCCAAAGAGAUCUCUUCCUGCCCUAACUAUAAUGACUAGGGAGUUUGAAGAAUCCCUCUGCCUUUGUAAGACAUUUUAAGUUCUAGUGAGCCAUUCUUUGGCAUGCCCUUGGACAUGCCAUCAAUCAUUAUAAGGUCAGAACUCUGAUUAGUGGAGGAAGACAGACCUAGUUCUUCAGAUAUAUCAUUAUGGUUAGCAUCUAGAACAGUUUCUUAUUCCUGUAUGACUACCUUCCUUCCUUCCUUUGUCCGCUUCUGUUUGUUCAAGAGGUUCUUUUCAAGGAGUCUUUUUUUUUCUUCAUGGUUUUCUUGUUUGUUCUACCUUAGUGUGGGCCUGUAGAGAUCUGGAGAAGGCUUAUGCUGCACAGAGGAUCGUGGAAAAAAAGGGGGGGGUGUUUGAAGUGCUGUGCCUCACUGAGUCUUGCUGGUCUCAGGUCUUUGCAUAGAGGAAGAUGGACAUCUGUCAUUAUGGUAAGUAUAUAGCUUACAUUUCCCUACGUCAGAAUGUCCAUCAGAGUUCUAUAGCAGAUUUUGAAAGUUCAGUGAUCCCAUCUGGCAAUUCGCCAUGAUAUAUGUUAAGAUUUCUAGAGUUUGUAGUUGCGUUUAAAGUCGUGGUAUCCCAAUUCAAACCCAUCUCUGGACAGUCCAUUCCAAGUUCCUUCUCCUGUAAUGUCCGUCACCAUGGACACUUCUGCCAUAGGUUGGGUACACUGUCAAAGAUAGACUGAUGAUAGUGUGUGCUCACAGACAGUGGCAGUUUACAGAUAAAUGGGAGAUGAAGGUAGUCCCCACUGUUGCAUAGCAGUCAAUAAUAAAGUGACAGGGAGAUGAUGUACAAACAGGCAAGAGAGAAUUCACUCCUAUAUCUGUCUGCCUUGAAGCAGUGAGGGUAUGGACUAUGCCAAAAAACACUUUCUGAUUACCAACCACAUUUCUAGGGAAAUCAUUUCUCUGAUGGACAGUGCAAUCACUGCUUACUGGUGCCUCAUAAGUGGUGUCUCAGCCUGUCAGCAGUGAGGAAGAUCUUGUAUUGCUGGCAGAUGCCUCUGCUGUAACUUCUUUGCAUCCCCAACUAACACCAAAAUGUAGCAACUUCUUUCUGCUCAUCCCUCUGCUGGGGGCACAUCCCUGGGAUGGAGUUGUCCAGAAAUGGGCUGCUUUACAAUUUUCCCAUUAGUCUGAAAACCAUGCAAAAAGCCUGGUAUAACAAGUCCAAAACCAUUCUCAUAGUCCCAUUUUGGCUUCAACUACAAAUGUUUUCUCUGCUGAGGCAUCAGAACCCAGCUUGACCCAUUCAUCCAGCAAUCCUUACAUAGACCUUCACUUCAUCCAUCUAACCUCAUCAUCAUUCCAGUUCUAAUAAUGGACAGGGACUCUUACCCUGCCAGGGCAGUCCAAAUACUCACCUCUGCCCAGAGGCCUAAUGCAAGGAACAUCUACAACAGUAAAUGGACACUUUUUCCUGUGUGUCCUACUUCUAAAUUUUGAAUCCCUUCACCACUUCAGUGCAAGCAGUGCUAGGUUAUAUGCCUCAGAAUUAAGCUAUUUCUCCAUUAAGGUGCACUGCGCUACCUUCUCUGAUUUUCAUCAAGAUUGCAAUUGUUUAUCACAAGCAUCUCUGAAGAUUUGAAAAGUCUUUUUAAGAGGCAGUUACCUUAUUUGACCUCCUGUAAUUGAUCCUCUCUCUCUCUCUCUCUCUCUCUCUCUCUCUCUCCAUGGUAUUUGUAGGUAGGUUUUUAAAAUCAGUUCUUCCACUUUUUGAAGCCAUUCCUACUUGAGUUGAAAUAUUUAUUAUGGAAAACACUUUUUAGUGAUGAUUAUUUCAGCUAGAAGAAUGUCUGAGUUGCAGACAUUAUAAGUGAGUCCUCCAUACUUAAUUUUCCUGAAGGAUAACUUGCCAUUACAUUUAUGCCUAAAACCGCCACUAUGGCAUGUCGGAGUCACUCUGUAAACUUAUUGUAUUCUUACCUAAUUACUAUCACAGGAGAGAAAUAUUAGUUAUAUGGUGUAAAUGUCCAGGAAGAGCAGAUUUUAUUUGGGUAGGACCAAGUCUUUACGGAAAGACACAAAAUUAUGUCCUUUUAUAAUAAGUACUCAGUUUAUAAAGUUACUUUAUCCAGAUGGUGGUCUAUAUUGAAUUAUUAGAAUCCUCAUAAAUCUUUGCUUUUUGUUCCUAGAGCUUACUCAAACAGUGGAAUGUAUGUCACUCAAGCAAUUUUCAAAAAUACAUCCUUAGAUAUUUUUGAAAAAAACUACAUGGACUUUACUGAAUACCUUUUAAAAACACUACAGGCUAGAUGUGAUGUAUAGGUCUUCCUUUAACAUCAUAAUCACCAGACAUAAUGUUCCCAUGAAGAUCACCGCCUAAGGGAAUAAGCCCUGGAACACACUCCUGUUAAGGAUGGCCCUCCUUCCCAAUAUGAAAGUUGCAUUCUUACCAUAAUGUUAAACCGGGAUGUUCAGGUCCGCCCUCAACCAUACCCACACUCCAUCCUCAGUUACAUUCUUAACCAUAAUGUUAGAUGGGGAUGUUCAGGUCUGCUGUUAUAACCAUACUCACACUCCAUCCUCUUGCAUUCUUUCUGACAUGACCUUGAGGUCUGUUAUCUAUUAUUCUCAUUUUCUGCUCCACCUUAAUGUAGCAUGGCAUAUCGUAGAGAGGAACCAAUUUUGUAAAGCCAUUUGGUUUAAUGAGAGGACUAAUAGCCUAGGAAAGUUUCAGGUGCUAAACUGCCCACUACAGUGUUGGCCUUAAUUCUGUUGUUGAAGGUGAUGGACCUUCUCGUCCAGCGCUAGCAUUAUAGUAAUUAUUUAGCUCUUGUUUAUUUCUACCUUUUGUUAUUUAAUCAGUGAACUAAGAGUAUUUUUGCACAGUUGUGGAAAAAUGCACAAAAAUCCGUGAUAGUUUCCAUGUAAUAAAGUAUAACUUACAUUGUCUUGAUAUAUCUCGUGUGUUAUGUAGUAUGUGUGUAUGCAUUAAAGUGACAAGUUAUUGUAGGGUGGCAAACACAUAGCAUGUUGUCUUCAUCUGUACUGUAAUCAGUGUUGUAAAUUAUAAUAAAACAAUUUCAGUUGAACCCAGUCUUAAA
This is a messenger RNA of Protopterus annectens (West African lungfish), 10152 nucleotides long. It is a transcript of the gene NAPB, whose product is annotated as NSF attachment protein beta. Gene Ontology annotation, molecular function: syntaxin binding; soluble NSF attachment protein activity. NCBI's taxonomy places the organism in Eukaryota, Metazoa, Chordata, Ceratodontiformes, Protopteridae. Gene Ontology annotation, biological process: synaptic transmission, glutamatergic; SNARE complex disassembly; intracellular protein transport. The record is from RefSeq and is a predicted model, not a curated record. The transcript has 11 exons. Gene Ontology annotation, cellular component: vacuolar membrane; synaptobrevin 2-SNAP-25-syntaxin-1a complex; terminal bouton. The coding region runs from base 107 to 994 and encodes 295 amino acids.